CUCUGAUCCUAGGUAUGGGCUUCCAAGUGGAACGAAAGAGCAUACUUCAGUACACGGAAAGUGAAGCUUGAUCAUGACAAUCUCUGCAUGGCUGUCCUUGUUCAAGAAAUCAUAAGUGCUGACUAUGCCUUCGUCAUCCACACUACCAAUCCAUCAACUGGGGACUCAUCGCAGAUUUAUGCCGAGGUGGUGAAAGGACUUGGCGAAACUCUAGUUGGCGCAUAUCCAGGGCGAGCACUAAGUUUUAUUUGUCAGAAAAAUGAUCUCAACUCUCCAAAGUUACUGGGCUACCCAAGCAAACCAAUUGGCCUCUUCAUUAGACGGUCAAUCAUCUUCAGAUCUGAUUCCAAUGGUGAAGAUUUGGAAGGUUAUGCUGGUGCUGGACUCUAUGACAGUGUGCCCAUGGAUGAGGAAGAGAAAGUGGUUCUUGAUUACACAAAUGACCCUCUAAUAAUAGAUCCAAAUUUCCGCAACUCCAUUCUCUGCAGUAUCGCAAAAGUUGGAAAUGAAAUCGAGCAGCUUUAUUGCUCUCCCCAAGAUAUUGAAGGGGUGAUCAAGGCUGGAAAGAUUUUUGUUGUCCAAACUAGACCACAGAUGUAGUUCAUUGUUGCUCUCAGAUUUGCUGCAUAUGCAGCAGUAAAGUCUAAAUAAAUAGCUGAAUAAGUAGACUCCUUUUAGACCUAAUUCAACAUGUGAUACUACAAUAAUUUUCCCCUGAUAAUAUAGAAGCAAGAUUCAGAGAGAAUAAGGCAGAUGUAUUCUUAAUGCCGUGAAUUAUACGGUUGUUAUCCUGUCCACUAUGAUGAGGAUGUAUUGAAAACAUUAAUUAUAAUAAGAUGUGGAGACUUCCAUUA
Molecule: messenger RNA, 854 nt
Organism: Asparagus officinalis (garden asparagus)
Lineage: Eukaryota; Viridiplantae; Streptophyta; Magnoliopsida; Asparagales; Asparagaceae
Product: alpha-glucan water dikinase, chloroplastic-like
Exons: 4
Coding region: 88-600 (170 amino acids)
Source: RefSeq, a predicted model, not a curated record